AUGAUAUUCACCUGACAAGUUUUCUGUGUUUGGGGAAAAAUUUUUACGAACAAGUAAACUUUAAGUAAAAAAAAUCAAAAGACGGCAAAAUGAAAAUCUGUGGUCCAAAAUUAUCCCUUUGUGGUUUGAUUAUCUCCGUAUGGGGAAUUGUUCAACUGGUGCUCAUGGGGCUCUUUUUCUAUAUUAAUAGUGUGGCCCUUAUUGAGGAUUUGCCCCUAGGAGAAGAGUACCAUACUCUCGAAGAAUUUUAUGCAGCUGCGAAUAGAGCGUACAAUCAGAACGCCUACAACUGCUGGAUCGCAGCUUGCAUUUACGUUUUAACAUUGUUGCUCUCUGCGCAGCAAUUCUACAUGAAUAGCAGAGUAACUGCUAAUUAAUUAUUUCAGUUUAAGAUUUCCAACUGGUACAACUGAUAUAUAAUUUACUGGUGUGUUCAUUAAAGUUUGCACUAAAAAAGUAUUGAAAUGUUCAAUUAAAGAUAUUUGUUAAACCCUUUACAAUUAUUGUUAAUAUUCGCUUACGUGAUGUCGUUGAAGUAUAAUCUGGAGCAUUUGCUGUAAUCCUCACACAAAAGUCCACAGAUAUAAAGUUUGCACAUGUAAUAUACUUAAUUGUUUUCGUUCAUAAAAUA
Molecule: messenger RNA, 631 nt
Organism: Drosophila guanche
Lineage: Eukaryota; Metazoa; Arthropoda; Insecta; Diptera; Drosophilidae
Product: ribonuclease kappa
Exons: 3
Coding region: 90-377 (95 amino acids)
Molecular function (GO): RNA endonuclease activity
Source: RefSeq, a predicted model, not a curated record